AUGCGUUCGCGGGCGGCCAAGGCUGUUUGGAAAUGGAUCAUCGCGUUGUCGAAGUCACCGGCAUCGUGGUACGUCCACCCAAUGUUGUUGGCAAGGGAGGCGUCCCAAUUGCGCGCAGCGGGGUCGUCUGAAUGCAGAGCGAGCUUUAGUGCUUUCCCGCUCCAUUCCAACGAUUCCUUGGGGUCGUCACACACAAGAGCCACCAUAUGCAUGGCAUCGAUAGCGAGUUCGUCGAAAUGCGCGCUCAAGGCCAUAUCCGUUGCCGCAAUGAAGUGGGGGCGGGCAUCUACAGGUCGUUUGGACGACCGAUACACUCGUCCACGUUCCAAUCUCGAGCGCACGUUGACUUCAAUGGCAUCGAGUGACGUCGCGUCCAACAUUUUGAGUGCUUCGUCAACUUUGCUCAACAGGUCGUGCGCUUCCUCAAAGCGAUUACGGAGUCCAAACGUGCGCGCGAUUUGUGUCUGGAUGCACAGGUUUUCAGCAGAACUCUCGUCGGCCGUGAGGAUCCCGCGGAAGCGCGUUUCCGUCGCCGCAACGUCUGAAAAGUCCCAUGUCGCCUUGAAGUUGCGCACCAUUUUGUCAAGUAACAAUGAAAAUGUGGUAUAA
This is a messenger RNA of Aphanomyces invadans, 609 nucleotides long. RefSeq lists its product as hypothetical. The record is from RefSeq and is a predicted model, not a curated record. Lineage: Eukaryota; Oomycota; Saprolegniomycetes; Saprolegniales; Verrucalvaceae. The transcript has a single exon. Bases 1 to 609 code for a protein of 202 amino acids.